CGACUUACUCUCUCACCCUUACUUGGCCUUUACUCUGCUGUUGUUCCCAUUUUCCCCCUCUAUAUUUUCAUCUUAGAAGGAAAAAGGGGAAGGAGAGAGAAACCUAGAGAGAGAAACCUCUGUAUUAUCAUCCCUUUCGACGAUUUUUCGACUCUGAGGUUGUGGAAGAUUUUCCGAUCGUCACAUUCAUCAAGUUUGAUCUCGUUUCUCUUUCUCGAUUUCGUUUCAAAUUUUUAGGCUUUACUUGUUCGAUUGUCGUGGAUUUUUUGCAUAUAUGUUCUAUGUUUUCGAAUUUUUUGGGUUGAAUCUUUGUGGGUGUAUUUGUGCGAAAUUGUUUCGUUUUUAAUGGGGUUUAUUUGAUCGAUUUGUUUUCGAUUUAUUGGGUUUAUUUGUUCGAUAGUUUUUCGAUUUUUUAAGGGUUUAUUUGUUCUAUUUAUUUUCGUUUUUUGGGUUGAAUUUUAGUGCCUUCUUUGAUUGUGUGGUGGUUUUUUUGGGUUUAAUUUGAGUGAUUUAUCGUUUGUUUUAGGUUGAUUUUUUUUUUUUUUAUUGUUAGUAGUAUUAUUGUCUGAUUUGUAACAGAAUUAUUGAUCUCCAGGUACAAUUCUAUCUCUCCUUUGUCUUUCUUGUUCAAAUUGGUUCAAUUUUCAUCUAAUCUUUAAUAUGAAUGUUGACUGUGUUUUUUUUUUUUUUUUGGUUAUUUCUCCUCUUUUUUCCUUUCUUUUCUAUGUUUUUUUGGUAAUUCUUCUUAAUUAUAAUCUAUGUUUCUUUUCUAUUUACCAUCAUGCAUGCAAAUAUUUGAUAUGUAUGUGUUUGGGUGUUUCAAUUUAUGCAGAAUGGUGUUAGGGAAACUGGAGUCUCAUUAGCUUUCACUGUUAGAGCACUGGAUGCUGGACCUAUCAUUGCAUCUCAAAAAGUUGGUGUGGAUGAGGAUAUUAAGGCACCAGAUUUACUGGAUUUUCUCUUUGAUCUUGGCUCAAAACUUUUGUUGCACGAGCUUCCUUCAAUAAUUGACGGUACAGCAACAACUAAAGCACAACCUGAAGAUGAUUCUAAAGCUACCUUAGCUCCAAAGAUUACCCCCGAAGAAUCAUGGCUAUCGUUUGAUCAAGACACUACUGUCCUGCAUAAUAAGGUACGGGCAUUUGCAGGUUGGCCUGGAACUCGAGCUAGACAUGCAAAAGAAAAUGGAGUCUUGAAAGCAGUCUCUCUGUUAUUUUAUCAUCAGUUUCAGGGCUUCAAGUUGCGGAAACGAAACUAAACGAGGGUUAGUCGCUGUACUUACCUCUAUUCUUUGUAAAUGCUGAAAUUUUUAAUUAUGCAGCUCAUGUUGGAGCAUCCAAAAAAAACUAUGCUUGAUCUUUUUGUCUUAUUUACAAUUUUGUGGAGUAUAUUUCUCCCUAAUCUCUUAACAGCCAGCAUUAAGUUUGUAGAUACGUGAAUGUUGAUGUCAAUGCAUCAUUCUCCCAGAAGUAGGAAUUUUUCCGCAUUCUCUCUCGGAGAAGUUGGUUAAUUUCUCGAACUUUGAUGGAAUUUUUGGUUGUUCUUCUUGGAAGUAUACAGAUACUAUUUCAUAUACUUCCUCUGUUUUCUUUUAUGUGCAAUACAACCUUUGGACAUGCUUUUUUAGGAGUUAAUUAUAGUAGGUAAACGAGAAAAUUUAUCAAAAUUAUUCCAACACCCAGAAUAGAGAAGAGUUAACUACUACAUUUAUAGAUUAUUUUGCUUUAUUUGUCCGUUAUAUCACCUAAUUUUUCCCUCAAAGUGCGUGCCAUGAAGGUGUGUUUGAUGUGUCCAUUUUAUAUAGUAUUUUACCCCCGUCCCUUGGUCAUAAUUAGUAGUGUUUUUGGCUCUUUAGAGCCACUUUUAUUACUAAUAUGUGUUUUCUAGUGUUUUCGUAGUUUUGGUUGAGUUUUGCAGGGAAUUGCACUUUUGGAGCAUUUUCCCGGGAUUUUUAUGAAGCAACUACGAGCAUUGGAGGAGCACGAUCGUCGUUGAAGCCCAAGGCCGACUAGAACCAUCGAGCCGGUGAUUAAGGGUUCGGUAUUUGGAAUACCGAGGUUUGGACCGAGUAUUCAAGACCCGAAGAGUAGAUCCGGAUUGGGCCGAGGAGUCGAACCCAAUCGGAAUUCCAAAGCCUCGAGGAGCCACAAGGGCCCGAUCGGGCAAGCUUAGCUCGAUCGGGCAAGAUGCGCAGCAAGCCAAGGAUGUGUGGCCCAAGGCGCGCCCGAUCGUGCGAGGCUUAGCACGAUCGGGCGGUGCUGCUGAGAAGAGUGUGCUAGCAAAAAGGCGCGCCCGAUCGGGCGCGUGUUUCUGGAAAGGCUCUUUUGUCGAGCAAUUAGUUUCUAAUUAGGAGUUAUUUUUAGUUUUGUUUAAGUACGUUUUUAGGACGAUUAUUAGGACUUAUCUUCUCUCUUAGACUUUCUCUCUCUACUUAGUUUUCUCUCUCUUAAUCUUUCUCUAAACCUUUGUUCUUAAUUCUUUCAUUAAUUCCAGAUUUAUUUUGGUAA
Molecule: messenger RNA, 2507 nt
Organism: Chenopodium quinoa (quinoa)
Lineage: Eukaryota; Viridiplantae; Streptophyta; Magnoliopsida; Caryophyllales; Amaranthaceae
Product: methionyl-tRNA formyltransferase-like
Exons: 6
Coding region: 827-1258 (143 amino acids)
Biological process (GO): conversion of methionyl-tRNA to N-formyl-methionyl-tRNA; biosynthetic process
Molecular function (GO): methionyl-tRNA formyltransferase activity
Source: RefSeq, a predicted model, not a curated record